UAAAUAAAAUAAAAUUAUUAGUCACCACCGCAUGCCCUUGUCAAAGUCUCUUGUUAUAUUCCUCUGGACCAAAGAGAACCUGAUGACUUCGAAUCCAAUCAGAUUAUAUCCCAAGCCUCCUAUUCCUCUCUAAUCAAAGAAACUGAGGGCAUUGUCGCCAUUUUAAAUUUGCAGUUUUUCUUCACCACCUGGAAGCCCCGAAACGCCGCUCCACUUUUCCGCCGUUUGUCUCCUCUCAUAUUUUUUUUAGGCACUCUAGUCGACUUACCUCCGUUUCUUUCUCUCCACUUCUCUAAGCGCGUGUUUUUCACGCUCUUCAACGCUCGGUCACUCUCCUACUCUGUUCUUUCCCUUUUGGGUUUCUUCCCUCCUUAUGUGUUCUCUCUAAAACCCUUUCUAGGGUUUUGGGUACUAAUUUUCAUCACUUAUACUAUGCAAUUGCACAAAUACAAUGGUUGAAAAGGCUAACGAAAAGCACAAGAAGGGCUUCAUCAGCGAAGCAGACAUUUCCUUUGUCUUGCAAAGAUACACAGCAAACACUGUGUUGGCGCUAUUGCAAGAAGUUGCUCGGUCUCCGGGAGUUAAGCUCGAUUGGAAUGCGUUAGUGGAGAAGACUUCAACCGGGAUUUCUAAUGCUAGAGAGUAUCAGAUGCUUUGGAGACAUUUAGCUUAUCGCAACCCUUUGCUCGAAAAAUUGGAAGAUGGCGCUCAACCUUUGGAUGAUGAUAGUGACUUAGAGUAUGAACUGGAAGCUUUCCCAGAUGUUAGCAGUGAAGCCUUGACUGAGGCUGCUGCAUGUGUAAAAGUAUUGAUUGCUUCUGGUUUGCCAAGUGAUUCCAAUCUCCCAAAUGGCUCGACAGUGGAAGCUCCACUGACAAUAAAUAUUCCUAAUGGUCAGUCUUUUAGAGCUUCAUCAGAACAUUCUCAGCCUGUUUGCUUAAUGCAAGGAACAAACAUCACAGUUCCAGUAUCGGUUCAGAAACUGCCCCUACCUAUGGCGACAACUACAGAAGGAAUUCAUGGAUAUCAAUCAGUAAGUAGCAAAAUGCCUGCUCGAAAGAAAAGAAAAGCCUGGACUCCUGUAGAGGAUGUAGAAUUGAUUGCUGCUGUGCAGAAAUGUGGUGAAGGGAAUUGGGCAAAUAUCUUAAAAGGAGACUUCAAGUGGGACAGAAAUGCUUCGCAGCUAUCUCAGAGGUGGAAUACUCUUAGGAGGAAAAAAGGUAACAUGAUCUUGGGAGCCAAUUCGUCUGGUUCACAACUAUCUGAAGCACAGCUGGCAGCUCGUCACGCUAUGUCCCUUGCCCUUGAUAUGCCAGUGAAGAGCAUAACAUCCUCUACUGUUGAGUUUGAAGCAGCUGGGGCGCCUUCAAAUCCUACUGCUAAUAACUCCGGGCUUCCCACUUCAAGUGCUGAAGCUUUGCUGGGUGGUAGCAACAGCUUUGUGCAAGCCCAAUCUCAAUCUCAACAAGUCCCCAAUCAAACAAAAUCUUCUCCAGUUGCAUCACCAGGGUCUGCAGCAAAAUCUCGAGUAGGAGUAGCCCCUAAGAAAAUACCGGCAAAGACCAACUACAGUACAGAUUCAAGUUUAAGGGCUGCUGCAGUUGCUGCUGGUGCUCGUAUUGUUACCCAAUCAGAUGCCGCAUCAUUGCUCAAGGUUACUCAGGGGAAGAAUGCAAUCCAUAUCAUACCAUCAGGAGUUUCAUCAAUCAGACCUUCCAUCACUGGUGGUGCCCCAGCCCAUUCAGAUGCUUCUCCAGUACGCUAUAUACGAACGGGCCUGGCAGCUGUAUCACCCAAUGCUGCUGCCACAUCAAGUGCCUCACAGCCUAGUUCUGUUAAAGCUGCCUCACCAAGAGUUCAGCAGAAUACAUCUUCUGAACAGAUUAAUGCUGUCAAAUUUAGUCCAGCUAUUGAACCUCCAUUAAAGCCAGAAGUUAAAGCUGAAGAAGACAUCAAAGUUUCUGAUUUAUCCAGUGCUAUUGGAAAUGAACCUAGCAAAGAAGUUCAAGCAGAUGUACCAGCCAUAGAAAAACUGGACUCAGGAUUACAACACAAAGCAAUUAUUGCGGAGGAUCCAGAUUGUUCUAUGAAAAAGGAGGUAGUUGAGAAUGACCAACUAAAUAUUGGUGAUAACCAGGCUGAAGGGAAUCAAAAUGAAAAUGUCAAUAUUGUGGUGGAUUCAAUGGUUAAGGAAAAUGAAAAUCUAUCUGCAGUUGAAGAAAUUUCGAGCUUCUGAACCUUGACAAGAAACUGGCAACAGAUAAAUGUAUUCGAAAUCUGGGGCCCUUUAGCAAAAUAAAGGUCAGUGAUGAGAUGCAGGGACGAAGAGAAAGAUAAUCUUGUCCAAAUUCGCUUGACUUUUUUGUCUUGGCGUAUGGUUCUCUUGUUUCAGUAUAUUGUAGUGUAAAUUUCUUUCUCAAGGAAAGGUACGAAAAAGUAUAUGAAAGUAUCUUUGUCA
Messenger RNA from Mangifera indica (mango), 2458 nucleotides. RefSeq lists its product as uncharacterized. The record is from RefSeq and is a predicted model, not a curated record. NCBI's taxonomy places the organism in Eukaryota, Viridiplantae, Streptophyta, Magnoliopsida, Sapindales, Anacardiaceae. The transcript has 6 exons. Bases 452 to 2236 code for a protein of 594 amino acids.